This is a messenger RNA of Biomphalaria glabrata, 3098 nucleotides long. RefSeq names its product ufm1-specific protease 2-like. The record is from RefSeq and is a predicted model, not a curated record. Bases 46 to 1953 code for a protein of 635 amino acids. The transcript is spliced from 15 exons. Lineage: Eukaryota; Metazoa; Mollusca; Gastropoda; Planorbidae.
AAACAAACGAAAGAAAACUAGCUUCAUGAUUUAUAUAGAUAUAACAUGGCGACAACCGUAAGCAUAUCGAAAAAAACUUUUCGGACUGUAACGAAUGGUCAGUGGAGUGGGACUGGAGUUCAAGGCUAUGUAGUAGGCGACGUGGACAAAAAUCCUUCUGAAUCGUUUUCAAUUUCUUGUGUCUGGCAGAGUAAGAUCAUAGAGAGCAGUGAUCUAAAAGAAGACGUUGAGUCCUGUCUCAGCCAUUUUCCAGGAGGUAAAAAUGUUGUGGGCUUUGUAUUUCUUCCAUCUGAACGUUCAGUGAAAAAUUUGAUUGACAAUGAUCAAGCUGGAAUUGAUAGAGAAUUUGAAGAAGCUUUUGACACAUAUAGUGUUUGGUUGGAACCAUUGUGUCUGGCGCAGGUAGUCAUUUUGUGUCUGUUCAGACAUUCUCCCUCUGACAGAGAGUGGCAGACAAUGUUUUUUGUCAUGAACGAGGAGAGUGUAACAAAAGUGGAUUGCUCGUUCAGUGAGGAAGUCAAACCUGUAAUCAAAAUGCGAGUUAGAGCUGGUAUCGACAUCACAGUCUCGACUGAAUCAAACACUGAUGACCAGUUAAAGUCAGCACUUGACUAUGAAUUGAUACGACUGCAGAAUCAGUGUGGGAAUUUUGUGUUUGCCUUUGAAGACAACACAGUUAUCCUUGAAAGGCCAGGGUCAUUUGUGGGCUCACAAUUAGGCUGGAAAUCCUGCCGGGAUAUUGUCAAAUAUUACAAUGAAAAAGAGGGCAGACCUAGUGGAACAAAGAAAAAGAAUGCUGCACAGCCACAGUUCAUCAUUCCAGUGAGUAUGUUACACUUGAUAACUAUUGAGCCAAAGACAACUCUACAGUAUGCUCCAAUCAUACAGCAUCAUAUAGGAACCUUUCAGUCAACAAGCCUUUCUCUUCCCAUUGAUGUGCUUGCUGAAGUUUCGGAAAAAACAUCCUUCACAGAAUUGUUUAGUGUCUUGAGUAGAGCUGUGUAUCGGCAGAUUACAGCACUGUUUAACUGUUUGUCUCUGUAUACACAGGUACCAUAUGACAAUGAAUGUUUAAAAAAUGGGUGGGGUGAAGUCUUCCUUAAACCCUCAGAACAUAAACUACACACACCUGAAGUCUUUCAUUUCAAACCUCAUUGUGUUGACACUUCCAUCACUCUAGUGUAUCCAAAAGGCACGACAGAAAAAGAGCUUGAAAGAGAAAGAUUAAUUUUGCAUAACCAUUUGUGCCUCCCACUGGACCAGCCGUUGUUGCGUAGAGGAAGUGCCGGAUUGUUUUUGAAACAGACUGCUCCUGGAGGCUAUUUGUUAAAUACACAUAUUGGGCUUAAUGAUCCGCCAGUGAAGCCAGCAACAGUAGCUCUAGUAGAAGGCUACUACAGUUACCACCAUUAUAUGCAGGAUCGAUUUGAUGAUGACAAGUGGGGAUGUGCCUACAGGUCCCUCCAAACCAUCUGCUCCUGGUUUAAAUAUCAGGGCUAUACAGAAAGGGAUAUUCCAACGCACAGAGAAAUACAACAGGCUCUCUAUGAUAUUGGGGACAAAGAGCAGAAAUUUGUUGGCAGCAGACAGUGGAUUGGAUCAUUUGAAGUGAGCUACGUCCUGGAUCAUUUGCUUGGUGUGACAAGCAAAUUUCUGACAGUUGGUUCAGGUGCAGAACUCUCCACCACUGGCCAAGAUUUAAUCAACCAUUUCCAGACACAGGGAACUCCGAUCAUGAUUGGAGGAGGUGUCCUGGCUCAUACCAUCCUGGGUGUAGCUUACAGUGAAGUCACUGGAGAUAUUAGUUUCUUGAUUCUAGACCCACAUUACACUGGAGGAGAAGACAUAAAGAUUAUACAGGACAAGGGAUGGUGUGGAUGGAAAGACAUGUCCUUUUGGAACAAGACAGCUCACUACAAUUUGUGUCUACCACAGAAACCAACCCUCGUAUGAGCUUUCCAUCUUGAAUAAACUUGAAUCAAGUUAUGCAGAGCUGAAUGAAAUACUAUUAGCCUAAAGGGAAAUCAUUGGCCCUUAGGUACAAACUUAGUGCUAGAAGUUUGUUCAGCAUUUGAAAUUUCAUGUCAAACACAAGUAAACAUUAUUUCAAAAACUUUAUAAAAAAAAUUUAAAAAGACCCUUGACCAUCAUUAGUGAAUAGAAAUGAUUUCCUAUGAAGUUUAUAUUUCUUUAUUGACACUAUGUUUUAAUUUAUAAAGCUGCAUGAUGUUUUUAAGUUGUGUAAUAUUCUCUUGUGAUUCUAUUGACUGUUGAUCUUAUUGACUUUAUUGGUUGUUGAUUUUAUCGAUUGGGUUGAAGGUGUAAACAUUUUUUUUUCUUUGGGGCUUCGAGAGAAACAGAGUUUGUUUUAACUUAUCAUCCUAUGGAUGUUUUCUUCUUUGGAUUGAAUGAACUGGCUGAGAUGUUUAAGUAGCACUAUAUCUUUGAAUGUCUGGCUGAGAUGUUUAAGUAGCACUAUAUCUUUGAAUGUCUGGCUGAGAUGUUUAAGUAGCACUAUAUCUUUGAAUGUCUGGCUGAGAUGUUUAAGUAGCACUAUGUCUUUGAAUGUCUGGCUGAGAUGUUUAAGUAGCACUAUGUCUUUGAAUGUCUGGCUGAGAUGUUUAAGUAGCACUGUGUCUUUGAAUGUCUGGCUGAGAUGUUUAAGUAGCACUAUAUCUUUGAAUGUCUGGCUGAGAUGUUUAAGUAGCACUGUGUCUUUGAAUGUCUGGCUGAGAUGUUUAAGUAGCACUGUGUCUUUGAAUGUCUGGCUGAGAUGUUUAAGUAGCACUAUGUCUUUGAAUGUCUGGCUGAGAUGUUUAAGUAGCACUGUGUCUUUGAAUGUCUGGCUGAGAUGUUUAAGUAGCACUAUAUCUUUGAAUGUCUGGCUGAGAUGUUUAAGUAGCACUGUGUCUUUGAAUGUCUGGCUGAGAUGUUUAAGUAGCACUGUGUCUUUGAAUGUCUGGCUGAGAUGUUUAAGUAGCACUAUGUCUUUGAAUGUCUGGCUGAGAUGUUUAAGUAGCACUAUGUCUUUGAUAUUUAGAGGAUGAAUGACAUAAGAAAAGUGUGUGUACUUACUAUUAAAAAAGUAUUCAUUCAAA